This is a messenger RNA of Aquila chrysaetos chrysaetos, 1896 nucleotides long. RefSeq lists its product as uncharacterized. NCBI's taxonomy places the organism in Eukaryota, Metazoa, Chordata, Aves, Accipitriformes, Accipitridae. The transcript has 2 exons. The record is from RefSeq and is a predicted model, not a curated record. The coding region runs from base 58 to 384 and encodes 108 amino acids.
GCGUGGCGGCCGGCGCCGUUCCCAUGGCGACGCGGGCCGUACCUGCGCCGGCCCGGGAUGGAGGCGGCGGGGGAGCCCCACGGGCGGCCCGCGGUGGAGGAGGACCUGCGGAGGCUGCGGAGCCUGCUGGAGGCCCGGCAGCGGCACCUGCGGGCCCGCAUCGCCGCCUGCGAGCAGCUGACGGCGGAGAUGGCCGCCCUCCAGGCCGCCCUGGGCGCUGACGGCCGCCCGCCCUGCGUAAGUGCCGGCCCGGCCCCGGCCCGGCGAGGGGAGGCGAGCUCGGCCCCGCGCCCGCCCGUCCCUCCCUGCUCUCCGACUUGCCCGGCGCCGGGCCUGGCCGCGGGGAGCCCCGUGCCUGGCGGCGGGGGGGCCGCGAAGCCCUGAGGAGCCUCGGCGAGGGACCGCGGCGGGUCUGCCCGGGAACGGCUGGAGGAGUUCGUCUCCGCGGGGGCCGCGGUCCGAGCCGGCAGCGCCAGCAGGGACCGAAGGUUUUCGCUCGGUUACGGGCUCCGUCGUACCGGUCAGCGCCGGAGAAAACUGAAGACCGAUAAGCCCAUGAACGUAGCUGGUUGCCUCAGUUGCGGCCUCGGACUUUGCUUUCUCUCGUUGCACCGAUGCCUUAUCUGACUGAAUUUGCACUUUUAAAAUAAAGCAAGACGGGCUUAGUCUGUAUCUCACCCACUCUGCCUGCAUAGAGACCAGUGGCUUCUUGCUAAAGGAGGAACGGCCUUCAAACAGCUCAUGCCGGUUUGUCUCAAGUGUUGGCUCCUUCCUUGCCAGUUAAGGGGAGCAGGACUAGCUAAUGACUGACUUGAUUUUAGAGGGGCUAGGGAAGCAUGAAAGCUGUGCAUUGUUCUGUGCACCAUCUCUAAUAACUACAAUCCUGCAGUCACAGACACAUGAAAAAGCUACAGCUGGCCAGGUCUGGAGAUGGGGAGGUAGGGUUUUUUUAGCCACAUGGAAAUGUUUUGCCACACUGAAAGCUUGAUUUAUUCAGAGUGGAGAGUCAGUCUGUUUUCCUCAUCGGCACUAGGUUCCCCCAAAGUCCUCAUUCUCUUCAUUGGAAAGUACUUAAGAGCUAAAACUUUCAAAGCAGGGAUGCUAAAACUACCAUCUUUACCACCAGAAAUUUUGCCUUUCUUGCUUCCUUACAGUGCCUUGCUGGUGCUCGACAUUGUGGUACCUGCACUGAACACAGCUGGUGUUUGCAUGAAAGGGACUAUGCAAGCAUUUCCCAUUUUCACAAAUGAAGAACAAUUUGUCAAGUCACAGCAUCUGCUCUAACUCUUAGCCAUAGCUGAGUGAACUUAGGGAUAUGAGGUUUAUGAAGGUCACCCUUGGUGGGGGAGGGAGGAGUGUGCUAAGGCAAAUGCUGUUGUCUGUCAGGAUUUAGAAAUGCCUUCAUGCCCUGACCUGUCUGAAGGGGACAGGGGACGGAUGCUCACACAUCUCCCAAAUAAUUUAUAAAUCCUCUUAGGAAAGACUAUUGUAAGACAACAUUUAAAUAAGCAUUUAAUUAGGAUUCCAUUAGUAUUAAUAUUGCUUUCAAUUCCAAAAAAGUUAAUUUCCACUUCUUUGCAGAUAUUUCAAAGUACAAUAUUAACUUCAUACAAAAUGAGCAAUUAAGCAAACACCAUUAUUUCACAUUUUACAUUCUUCAAAAAAUACAAAUUCAUAUUUACUCUUUUUUGGGUUUUGGAGAUGCUCUUCCUUUGGAAGUACUGUACCUGUAACUAACAUCUUCACAUUGCUCAAUGUAAGCACAUUUGUUCCCAUGUUUCAUAGUUAAAUAAAUUCCUUUAAUACCAUACACACAUUCUUGAAAAACUGGGGUUCCUUUAUUUUGUCAUCUCCAAGACCAUUGCCCAGCUCCCCAUAAGUGUCAAACAAAACAAA